This is a messenger RNA of Glycine soja, 324 nucleotides long. RefSeq names its product monosaccharide-sensing protein 3-like. Bases 1 to 324 code for a protein of 107 amino acids. Lineage: Eukaryota; Viridiplantae; Streptophyta; Magnoliopsida; Fabales; Fabaceae. Gene Ontology annotation, cellular component: membrane. Gene Ontology annotation, molecular function: transmembrane transporter activity. Gene Ontology annotation, biological process: transmembrane transport. The transcript has a single exon. The record is from RefSeq and is a predicted model, not a curated record.
AUGCAAGGCAGUAUAAUCGACACUGUUGUGACAAUUUUCUCUGGGACAGUGUGUGAUUUGGUUGAAAGACGCCCUAUGUUGAUAACAUCUUCUAUCAUGUUCUUCCUUAGUGGUUUGGUAAUGUUGUGGGCACCUAAUGUUGUUAUUGUUCUGUUAGCGAGGAUAAUUGAUGGGGUUGUCAUUGCUCAUGCUGUUACUCUUACUCCUCUCUACAUAUCUGAGAUAGUGCCGGCUGACAUCAGGGGCCAAUUGAACACUUAUUCUCUGAACCUUGGGCCGCUACAAGCAACAGGAAUUAGAGUGUGGACAAUAUUUAAUAUUUAA